This is a messenger RNA of Salvia miltiorrhiza (redroot sage), 1241 nucleotides long. RefSeq lists its product as uncharacterized. The transcript is spliced from 3 exons. The coding region runs from base 468 to 1190 and encodes 240 amino acids. The record is from RefSeq and is a predicted model, not a curated record. NCBI's taxonomy places the organism in Eukaryota, Viridiplantae, Streptophyta, Magnoliopsida, Lamiales, Lamiaceae.
CGUCCCCUGCCUUGAUUUUCGCUUUGAAUCUUCAAAGUUUGUUUCUGGGGCUCUUGCACAAUGGAAAGGUGCCAAGAUCCUGGAGCUCACCAUAUUCUUCUCCUCUGAUGAUCCUUUGAUCCCAUCUACUGAUAUUGAUUCGUGGCUGCUUUUUGCUAUCGAAAAACAAGUGGAAAAGCUAUCUUUUGGUUUCGGAAUUAUAUAUGAUGUUGCAUACUUCCUUCCACAGUGUUUGCAUUCAUGCUCAUCAAUUACAAAAUUAUCCCUAUACUGUUGUUCGUUCAAAAUCGAGAGGAAUGUGCAGUGGAAUAAUCUCAAGAGUUUAAAAUUGGUGACUACGGAUGGGUUGAGACUGUUGAGUGGUGAUUCCAUGAAUCAAAUUCUUGUGGGUGCUCCUCGCUUGGAAAAGUUGGUUUUGCGGUAUUUUCAAUUUGCUGAAAACUUCAAUAUCCGAUCUACUAAGCUUGAUGAUUCUCGAAGUCAGCCAGUGUAAUCUAAAGGCUGAGGCAGAGCUAAGAAUUUGGGCUCCUAAUCUAUCGAGUUUAGAAAUUUCAGGUCUUGUUUGUUGUAGUUGUUUGCUAUAUGUCCCUUCUUUAACUACUGCAACUCUUUCUUUUAAAGAUUUAAGUGGUGAAUUUGGAGAAAUUGAUCGUGAGGACAUGGCGCCUCUUGAAAUGUUCCAUCAAGUUUUUCGAAGCAUCCGCCAUGUUGAGAAUGUCUUUUUGUCAGAUUGGAGCAUUCAGUUUCUUGUUGACAUGAAGGCGAACGAUAUGCUUGUUCAAUUCCCGAAUGCUGAGUUUCUUGAACUAGAAUUUUAUAGCUACCGGGUGCCUGUUAUUCUUGCUGUUCUCGGCAUGUUUCCUAAGCUGAAGAUGUUAAUUGUUCGUCAGUAUGAUUAUAUGUAUGAGUCGGUGGCGUCUGAGAUGGUUUCCCUUAGUCCCUCUCUGCUUCAUCUUGAGACAGUUAAGAUUUACAUACAUGACAAAGAAUUCUCAAUAUCUCCAUUGGUAGAAUAUGUGUUGGAAAACGCUGAGGUGCUUGAGGAGAUGGUGCUUCAACCCUACCUGCUUCUACCCUACGGGGAGGAAAAUAACAAAGAGGCCUUUAUUUUGGAUUUAAAGAAGCUCUUGGGAAUGUGGAGAUCUUCCCCUUAUGCAAAGCUGAUUGUAAACGAGGUUAUGGUGGAGUAAUUAAUUAUCUCAUUCAUUUUGAACGAAACUCGUGUUUUGGUUAGUGAUAUC